Messenger RNA from Plasmodium gallinaceum, 1476 nucleotides. RefSeq names its product conserved Plasmodium protein, unknown function. The transcript has a single exon. Lineage: Eukaryota; Apicomplexa; Aconoidasida; Haemosporida; Plasmodiidae. Bases 1 to 1476 code for a protein of 491 amino acids. The record is from RefSeq and is a predicted model, not a curated record.
AUGAAAUAUAUAUUUCUUUUAUUAUUUCAAUUUUUUAUAUUCCAUUUAAAAACAAAAAGAUGUAAUGAUAAUUAUCAAAUUUUUAUUAGUAAUAUAUUAAUAAAUAAUGUCAAUUUUCUAUUUGAUAAAGAUAAUUAUUUAUAUGAAUUAAAGUUAAAUGAACACUCUACUGAAAUAAGCAUUAGUCCUUUAUUAAAUAUAUGGGAGAAUUAUAUAUAUAAAAAAAAUUCAUUAGAAUAUGGAAUAUUUUUUAAUGAAAAUACUUUGGAAUAUUUAGAUAAUAAUGAAAUUAUUAAAAGUGAAGAACUUUAUCUAAAACAAUAUUAUAUUUAUAUAGAUAAAAAAAAAGUAAAUUUUUAUGAUUUACCAUAUAGCAUUUCAUUAAAAGAAAAUGAAGAAAAAGCAAUAACAAUUUUUUAUGAGAAAUUUAAAAAAUAUAAAUUUAAAAUAAAAAACAAUAAAAAAUCCUCUUAUUUCUAUCUAAAUGAUAUUAAUUUAAUUAAUGAUUCUUCAAAUAAACAUUUGAUAUUAGAUGAAGAAUUCAGAUACAACAUUUAUUUUUACAAUGCACAUAUUGAAGAAAAUGUUAAAAAAAUCAAAGUUAAGGGAAAGUGUCAUGAUAGCCAAAUGUAUGUAAAUAAUAAUUUAGUUUUUGAUAAUUUUAUUUUUUCUUUAAAUGAAAACACAUACAACAACGUCUUAAUCAUUGAAUGUAGAAAAUAUGAGUAUUUUAAUGACUUUAUAUACAAAAAGAGUAAUAAUAUUUUGGAAAAUUUUUUUAAAAAAAAUUGGCAUUCAAAAAUUAUAUAUAAUGAAUCUAAUUAUUAUACAAUAUAUAAAGAAAAAAAAAUAUUAAAAAAUUUUUUAAAUAAGGUGAAAAAUAAUUAUAAAAAAAUAUUUGAUAAUGAGAAGAUACAUAAAAAUAAGGAAAUAAAUAAAAAGAAUUCACAAUAUCCAAUACAAAAUAAAAUAUUAUCUUAUAAUGUGAAAAACAAUAAUAAUGAAAAAAAUAUCUCAAAAAUUAAAAAAGUAUUAAGAAAAUUUUAUUUCUUUAAUAUUUUUUACAAUAUAUCUAUAAAAAUUCCUAAUUAUUUGUAUAAUCUCAUAGAUGGUAAUAUAUGCUUUUUAAAUCAUAAUAAAAAUAUUGAAACUCCAAGUGAAUAUAUUUGUGAUACCUUUCAUAAUAAAGCAACUUUAUAUUCUGAAAUAAGUAAUAAAUUAUUUGCUUUUGUUAAAGUAUCCAAUCAAAAUAAAAUUUAUAGAAUUAUUGAUAAAGUAUUAAAUAAUACUAUAAAUUUUUCAUCAAAUAUAUAUUUAUUUUUAGAAACAUACAACGACAAAAAAAUUUUUAAAAUUAAAUUAAAAAAAGAUAAUACAUUAUAUUUAUAUUUCAUUAUUUUCCUCCUUAUAUUUUUAUUUAUUGUUAAUAUUUUAAUUUUCUUUUAUAAAUUUUGUAUAAAUAAGAGAAUUCUAUAA